Messenger RNA from Harpegnathos saltator (Jerdon's jumping ant), 9229 nucleotides. It is a transcript of the gene uif, whose product is annotated as sushi, von Willebrand factor type A, EGF and pentraxin domain-containing protein uif. The transcript is spliced from 28 exons. Gene Ontology annotation, biological process: Notch signaling pathway. Lineage: Eukaryota; Metazoa; Arthropoda; Insecta; Hymenoptera; Formicidae. Gene Ontology annotation, molecular function: Notch binding; calcium ion binding. The record is from RefSeq and is a predicted model, not a curated record. Bases 604 to 9225 code for a protein of 2873 amino acids.
AGAGAAGAAGGUGCUCUUUUUCCUCAGGUAAUACGCGCCUGCCGUUCACCUGGGCAGAAAGAGAGAGAGUCGCGUUCUUCAGUCUCGUAGCGGCGGGCCGGAGGGAAGGAACUCCGUGACCCUGAGGACGAUUCUCGGAUUUUUUCUUCGUUUCCUUCUCGUUCCGUUCUCUUCCUCGGACGCGUCUCACGCCGCGAUUCCGCCGCAAUUAUUCAACGCGAUACUACGGCGGCGGCGCCUAUCUUCUCCCUCGCGUUCUCUUUCGCGUCGUCCCCUUUCGCGUCCGUUCGUUCGAACGUUCGUAUCGUAAUCAGCCAGUUAUUUGCCGGUGUUUCGUUUCGUUGUGGUGAAGUGAAAUUAUCAUCGACGCGGAUUGUGUCGGGCGCUGAGAUCACCUCAGCGGUGUACAUGUACUCCUGGACACCAGGAUCGCGCUGUAGAACGUAGGAGAAACGAACCUUUCUGGCGCGGUUCUGGGCGCCAAAUCUGGAAACGACUCUGGUCACAUCAUCGUGCCAUCGCAUCGUGCGAAUCGCGCUUCCUCGACAUUGGCUCAAAACUCGCGUGACAUCGCCCCGUUUAUCGGCUUACUUUAUCGGAAAUAUGCUGAUAAGAGAAUUGGCGGCCGUUUGGGUCGCCGUCCUCUUGUGCCAUCUUCAGCUAACGGAGUCUCAGGUUCCCGCUACAAAUGUCUUCACCUGUCCAAGCGGAUGGGAGCUGCGAGGCAUACACUGUUAUAAAUUCUUCGCCAUCUUGCACUCCUGGGAAAAAGCGGCGGAAUUAUGCAGGAGGUACGGCGGCGAGUUGAUGGUGGUGGAGUCUUACAGCGAAAACAACAUGUCAGCCAAUAUGGUUCCUUCAAAAUUGAAGCACUAUUGGCUGGGUCUCGCUUCUCUCGACGAUUUACGGACCAACACACUCGAGUCCGCCGCAGGGAUGCUCGUCUCGCAAUACGCCGGUUUCUGGGCGCCGAGGCAACCGAACCCACAAUCAGGCGAGUGCGUAGAUGUCGCCUUGACGGACGACCGACAAACGUGGGAACUGACCACGUGCGAGUCGCUGCUACCUUUCAUGUGUCGUAGCACGGCCUGCCCUUCUGGCUCGUUCCACUGUUCGAACGGCAAGUGCAUCAACGCAGCGUUCAAGUGCGACAAGCAGGAUGACUGUGGCGAUUACUCCGACGAAAUGGACUGCCCGGCCAACUGCCACUAUUACAUGGUGAGCAGCGGCGACGUUGUGGAGAGCCCGAAUUUCCCGCAUAAGUACGCACCCCUUAGCAACUGCAAGUGGACGCUGGAGGGCCCUCAAGGGCACAAUAUCCUUCUGCAGUUUCAAGAAUUCGAGACGGAGAAGAGCUUCGACAUAGUGCAGAUUCUCGUGGGCGGUAGAACCGAGGACAAGUCGGUGAAUCUCGCGACUCUAUCCGGCAAGCAGGAACUCAGCAACAAACACUUUGUCUCGGCUUCCAACUUCAUGAUCGUAAAGUUCAGCACCGACGCAUCGGUGGAGAAGAAAGGUUUUCGCGCUUCAUGGAAGACCGAGGCGCAAAAGUGUGGCGGGAGCCUUCAGGCGACGCCGCAAGGACAGGUGCUCACGUCCCCUGGCUACCCGCAGAAUUAUCCGGGUGGGCUGGAGUGCCUGUACAUUAUUCGAGCUCAACCGGGACGCAUAAUGUCCUUGGAGAUCGAGGACUUGGAGCUCGAAACGAACCGAGACUACAUUUUAAUCAGAGACGGAGACUCACCCAUGAGCCGACCGAUCGCGCGUCUUACGGGAAAAUCGGGCGACAAUCCCACGGUGAUCAUGUCCACUGGAAGCGACUUGUAUCUCUACUUCAAAACGAGUCUCGGCGAUUCCAUGCGAGGAUUCAGCAUACGCUAUACGCAGGGUUGCAAAGCUACGAUUAUCGCGAGAAACGGCACAGUUCAGUCGCCUUCCUACAAUCUCAACGAAUAUCCGAAUAAUCAAGAGUGCCUGUACAGGAUCAAGAAUCCGGACAGAGGACCGUUGUCUCUGAGAUUUGUCAACUUUAACGUUCAUCAGACUGACUACGUGCAGAUAUACGACGGCUCAAACACGAACGAUCUCGGCUUGCACCCCGGCAACGGUUUCACUUGGAGCGCUCAACCAAAAAUCACGCUCACCGCUGAAAGCGGAGAGAUGCUCGUUAGGUUCGUGUCCGACGCUUUACACAGCAGCGCAGGCUGGCAAGCUCAGUUCUCGGCCGAUUGCCCGAAAUUGAAACCCGGCGGAGAUGCUUUAGCGUCGAGUCGGGACACAGCCUUCGGCACGGCCGUUACGUUCUCGUGCCCGUUAGGACAGGAGUUCGCCACGGGAAAAUCGAGAAUCUCUACAGAGUGUCUCCCUGGAGGUAACUGGUCCGUUACGUACAUUCCGAAAUGUCAGGAGGUAUAUUGCGGCCCCGUGCCUCAGAUUGACAAUGGAUUUUCGAUCGGCUCCUCGAACGUUACUUAUCGCGGACUGGCGACCUAUCAGUGUUACGCGGGAUUCGCCUUUCCUUCGGGAAGACCGACGGAGAAGAUCUCGUGCUUGGCUGAUGGUAGAUGGGAAAAGAAACCGUCCUGUUUAGCGUCUCAGUGCGCACCGCUCCCAGAGGCACCACACUCCAACAUAACCAUCUUGAACGGAGGUGGUCGGAGUUACGGCACGAUCGUUAGAUUCGAAUGCGAGCCCGGAUACGUACGAAACGGACACCCCGUCAUUCUUUGCAUGAGUGACGGCACCUGGUCCGACCAAGUGCCAACAUGUUCGCGUGCCAAGUGUACGCUGCUGCCCACGAUUAAGAAUGGAUUUAUCCUCGAUACCGGCAGAGAUUAUUACUUUGGUGACGAGGCUAGAGUGCAGUGUAACAGAGGCUACAAGCUGACCGGAUUGAACAUUAUACAAUGCGGUCCUCAUCGGUACUUCGAUAACGUGCCAACUUGCGAAGAUAUAAACGAGUGCGCGUCUACUCAGUGCGAUUUGGCAUCCACAGAGUGUAUAAACUAUCCUGGCGCGUUUACCUGCAAGUGUAAGCCCGGCUUCGCUGUUACCACCGAGUGUCGAUCCAUCGGCGACCUCGGUCUCAUCAACGGCGGCAUUCCCGACGAAUCGAUCACGGUCUCGGGCUCGGACAAUGGCUACAGCAAAACCGGAAUUCGCUUGAGCAGCAGCGAUGGCUGGUGCGGCAGUAGGAGCAAGGAGCCGGGUGGCGCAAACUGGGUGAUGAUCGACAUGAAAGCCCCGACGAUCCUUCGCGGCUUCCGCACGCAUGUCGUAGUCAGGAAUGGCACCGUCGCCUAUGCGUCCGCGGUGCGGAUUCAGUACACCGAUGAACUGACGGACGUUUUCAAGGACUACACCAAUCCGGACGGUACGCCGGUCGAGUUCAGGAUCGUGGAACCGACGCUUUCCGUGCUGAACCUACCGGUGCCUAUCGAGGCGCGCUACGUGAAAUUCAGAAUACAGAGCUACGACAAGAAACCUUGCAUGAAGUUGGAGAUAAUGGGUUGCACUAGACUCGAGUGCGUAGAUAUCAACGAGUGCGCGAUAAAGAACGGGGGUUGUCAUCAAAAGUGCGUCAACAGUCCCGGCAGUUAUUCCUGCAUGUGCAACACCGGCUUCGAGCUGUACAGAGGCAACGGCACGGCUGGUUACAAUUUGGCGAAGUCGGAGACUGGCGAAAAGGACGGCGAUCUGUAUCAGAGAAACAAGACGUGCGUAGCGGUGAUGUGCCCGCCACUGACGGCGCCGGAAAAUGGAAAGUUACUGUCGACUAAGAAGCAGCAUCACUACAUCGAUAUCGUCAGAUUCCAGUGCAAUUUUGGUUACGUACUAUCCGGCUCCGCGGCUGUGAUGUGCACUUCUUCCGGUGCUUGGAACGGAACCGUACCCGAAUGUCAAUACGCGAAGUGUGUCUCGCUACCGGACGACAAGAACGAGGGUCUUUCCGUGAAUCGGACCGACAAGAGCAGCGUGCUGGUGCCGUUCAAGCAGAACGUCACUCUCGAGUGCAGCAGCGACGGUCGUUACUUACGCAGUACCGUGACCUCCGCUUUCCGACAGUGCGUGUACGAUCCAAAGUCCGGCUUUCCCGAUUACUGGCUGUCCGGUUUGCAGCCAGCCUGCCCUCGGGUGGACUGCGGGAGGCCUCUUCCCACGCCUGGCGCCGAGUACGGCCAAUAUCCGGACACCAAGUACAAGUCCUCCUUCUUCUUCGGCUGUCAGGACACAUUCAAGCUGGCCGGUCAGACCAAACGUCACGACAAUGUCGUGCGAUGCCAGCAGGACGGUGUAUGGGACUUUGGCAAUCUGCGAUGCGAAGGUCCGGUCUGCGAGGAUCCCGGAAGACCGAGCGAUGGUUAUCAGGAGGCGCGGAGCUACGAACAGGGCUCGGAGAUUCGGUUCGGUUGCGCGAGACCGGGCUACAUCCUCAUCAAUCCGCGACCGAUCGUCUGCAUCCGCGAGCCUGAGUGCAAGGUCGUGAGACCUCUCGGUCUGACUUCCGGGCGAAUCCCAGACUCGGCGAUAAACGCCACUUCCGAGAGGCCCAACUACGAGGCCAGGAACAUCCGUUUGAACUCGGUGACCGGCUGGUGCGGCAAGCAGCACCCGUUCACUUAUGUGAGCGUCGACCUUGGCCGCGUGCAUCGCGUCAAAGCGAUGCUCGUCAAGGGCGUCGUCACCAACAACGUCGUCGGCAGACCGGCAGAGAUCCGUUUGUUUUACAAGCAGGCGGAGGAGGAGAAUUACGUCGUUUACUAUCCGAACUUUACUCUGACGGUGCGCGAUCCCGGGAAUUACGGCGAGCUGGCGAUGAUCACGCUACCCAAGUACGUGCAGGCUCGCUUCGUUGUCAUCGGUAUUGUCACUUUCAUCAAGAACCCCUGCAUGAAACUCGAGCUGAUGGGAUGCGAGGAGCCGUCGGCGGAACCGUUGUUGGGUUACGACUACGGAUUCUCGCCCUGCGUGGACAACGAGCCGCCGGUCUUCCAGAACUGCCCGCAGCAGCCUAUAGUUGUGCAGAAGAGAGCCGACGGAGGCUUGCUUCCGGUCAACUUUACCGUGCCAACGGCCGUCGACAACAGCGGUAGUAUCGCCCGUUUCGAGGUAAUACCCGAGGGUUUCAAGACCCCGAUUCAAGUCCUCAAGGAUAUCGUCGUGAAAUACCUGGCCUUUGACUACGACGGCAACGUUGCUAUUUGCGAGAUCAACAUCACCGUGCCGGAUGUGACUCCACCGCGACUGAGCUGCCCGCAGAGCUAUGUCAUCGAGCUGAUCGACCGACAAGAGAGUUACCCCAUCAACUUCAACGAAACGCGAAGGCUCAUCAACGCUACGGACGCAUCCGAUCCCGUGAAAAUCACCUUCGAUCCGCAACACGCGCUCAUCAAGAUCGGCGAGUACAAGAACGUCACGGUGUACGCGACAGAUCCGAGCGGCAACACGGCCGAGUGCCACUUUCAAGUGUUGGUUCAGGCGACACCCUGCGUCGACUGGGAGCUAAAGCCGCCGGCGAAUGGUGACUUAAAAUGCGCCCCCGGAGACAAGGGAUUGCUGCAGUGCAAUGCGACCUGCAGGGCUGAGUAUAAAUUCACCGAUGGCUCGCUCGCCAAGACGUUCGGUUGCGUCGGUAAGCGCUGGACGCCCACGUCGGUGGUUCCCGACUGCGUGUCUGAGAACACGCAACAGGCAAAUUAUCACGUGAUCGCCUCGAUAAACUAUCGUGCGAAUGGCGCUGUUUCACGUUCCUGCUUACCGAUGUAUCAGGAUCUUAUGGCUCAACAUUAUAUAAACCUGAGCACCGUCUUGACGAAGCGUUGCACUCUGGUCAAUGUGUUUAACGUAUCCUUCGUACAGUCGAUGCCUUUCUUGGUCGAAGAGAACGUUCUCAAGAUGGAUUUCGUUCUGCUAGUCGUUUCCACGGAACGUCAAUCCUUGGAACUUUACGAACACUGCGGCAACACGUUGAAUAUCAUCUUUAAUUUGAAUCUUGCAAACAACACCGCGCAUAUCGAACCCCUGUUGAACGUUUCCGCGAUCGGCAAUCAAUGCCCGCCCCUUCGUGCUCUCAAAUCGUCCGUCACCAGAGGCUUCACGUGUAGCAUCGGCGAGGUACUGAACACAGACACCAAUGACGUUCCUCGCUGUCUACACUGUCCCGCCGGGACGUUCGCCGGUGAGAAGCAGGAGCAGUGCAAGCCUUGCCCGAAAGGUCUCUACCAGAACAACGACCGUCAAGGCUCUUGCAUACAGUGUCCGGCCGGCACUUACACCAAGGAGGAAGGCACAAAGAACAUGGAAGACUGCAUACCGGUCUGCGGCUACGGCACGUACUCACCCACCGGCCUCGUGCCCUGCCUGGAGUGCCCGAGGAACAGUUACACCGGCGAGCCGCCGAUCGGAGGUUGCAAGGACUGCCAGACCUGUCCAGCCGGCACGUUCACCUAUCAGCCAGCGGCGUCCGGUCGCGACCACUGCCGCGCCAAGUGUUCGCCGGGCAUGUACUCCGACACCGGUCUAGCGCCUUGCGCCCAGUGCCCGAAGGACUUCUUCCAGCCUCAAUACGGCGCGACCACUUGCGAGGAGUGUCUCGACUACAUGUACACGGAAGGACCGGGCUCGGUGGACCGCAAAGAGUGCAAGCUCGUCCAGUGCACCGACGGCGUGUGCCAACAUGGCGGUCUCUGCUCGCCGCUGGUACACGACAUGUAUUGCUACUGUCCGGCCGGCUUCUCCGGGAGACGCUGCGAAAUCGACAUUGACGAGUGCGCGUCUCAGCCAUGCUACAACGACGCUACGUGCGUCGACCUGCCGCAGGGCUACCGUUGCCAGUGCGCCAACGGUUAUUCCGGCAUCAAUUGUCAGGAAGAGAAGUCGGAUUGCGCCAACGACACCUGCCCGGAGAGAGCCAUGUGCAAGGACGAGCCUGGCUUGAACAAUUACACCUGUCUCUGCCGAUCCGGAUACGCCGGCUCCAACUGCGACACAACGAUAAAUCCUUGUACGGGCAGCGAAAAUCCUUGCAGCAACGGUGCAACCUGCAUGGCUCUCGAACAAGGCCGCUACAAGUGCAAGUGCCCGCCGGGAUGGGAAGGCCAGAGCUGCGAGAUCAACAUCGACGACUGCGCCGAGAGACCCUGUCUGCUCAACGCGACCUGCACUGAUCUGAUCAAUGACUUCUCUUGCAACUGCCCACCCGGUUUUACCGGCAAACGCUGCCACGAAAAGAUUGACCUUUGUUCCGGCAGUCCCUGCCUAAACGGCAUCUGCGUGGACAAUUUGUUCAAGCACGAGUGUAUCUGCUAUCCGGGAUGGUUCGGGCCGGCCUGCGAGAACAACGUCAACGAGUGCGCGUCUAAACCCUGCCGAAACAACGGUCAGUGCAUCGACCUUGUCGACGACUACACCUGUACAUGCGAGCCCGGCUACACCGGCAAGCAGUGUCAGCACACUGUCGACGAUUGCGCGUCCGAUCCGUGCCAAAACGGCGCCACGUGUGUCGACCAGCUCGAGGGAUUCGUCUGCAAGUGUAGACCCGGCUACGUUGGCCUGCAAUGCGAAGCGGAGAUCGACGAGUGUCUGAGCGAUCCCUGCGAUUCGAUUGGCACGGAACGUUGCAUGGAUCUCGACAACGCCUUUGUUUGCCACUGUCACGAGGGCUACACCGGCGUGUUUUGCGAGAUCAACGUGAACGACUGCGCUUCCGAUCCGUGCUUCAAUGGCGCAACGUGCCGAGACGAGGUCGCCGGCUUCAAGUGUACGUGCGCGAGCGGAUGGACCGGUGUCUACUGUCAGACAGAUAUUGGCACGUGCCAGAAUCAACCUUGUCAGAACGACGCCGCUUGUGUGGAUCUGUUUCUAGAUUACUUCUGCGUAUGCCCAUCUGGAACCGAUGGCAAACAAUGCGAAACCGCACCUGAACGUUGCAUCGGAAAUCCGUGUAUGCACCACGGUCGUUGUCAAGAUUUUGGCUCGGGCUUAAACUGCACUUGCCCGGAAGAUUACAUGGGUAUCGGUUGCCAGUACGAAUACGACGCCUGCCAGGCAGGCGCUUGCAAGAACGGCGCUACUUGCGUCGACGAAGGACCCGGUUUCACCUGUGUAUGUCCUCCCGGAUAUACAGGCCGUACUUGCGAGGAGGAUAUAAUCGACUGUAAGGAGAACUCUUGUCCGCCGUCGGCAACCUGCAUUGAUCUCACCGGCAAGUUUUUCUGCCAGUGCCCGUUUAACUUGACCGGCGACGAUUGCAGAAAAACUAUUCAGGUAGAUUACGACUUGUACUUUAGCGAUCCAGGACGCAGCAGCGCGUCGCAGGCCAUUCCAUUCUUCACUAGUUCGACAAAGAGUCUGACGGUCGCUAUGUGGGUACAAUUCACACUGAGAGACGACAGCGGAAUUUUCUUCACCCUUUACGGCGUCAGUUCGCCACACGUACCGACGAAUCGCAGACUCAUGAUUCAAGCGCACAGUAACGGAGUCCAGAUAUCCUUGUUCCGCGACUUGCAAGACGUUCAUCUAUCGUUUGGAGAAUACGCGACCGUAAACGACGGACAGUGGCAUCACGUCGCAAUUGUAUGGAACGGAGAAAACGGCGGAGAACUCACCCUAAUCACGGAAGGUCUCAUCGCCCAAAGGAUCAAGGGCUACGGCAGCGGUAGAUCCCUCCCAGCUUACGCGUGGGCGGUGUUGGGGAAUCCACAGAGCGACAACACGAAGGGUUACACAGAGUCCGGCUUCCAAGGCCAUCUGACCAAGGUGCAAGUCUGGGGCAGAGCGUUGCACGUGACCAACGAAAUUCAAAAACAAGUGCGCGACUGCCGAACGGAACCGGUUCUUUAUCAAGGUCUCAUACUGACAUGGGCUGGAUACGACGAAACUGUGGGCGGUGUCGAGAGAGUUGUGCCGUCGCACUGCGGACACAGGGUUUGCCCGCUCGGUUACGGCGGUAACAAGUGCCAACAACUCGAGGCUGACAAAAUCCCGCCCAAAGUGGAGAACUGUCCGGGUGAUCUGUGGGUGAUCGCCAAGAACGGCUCAUCUAUCGUAACUUGGGACGAGCCGCGUUUCAGCGACAAUGUCGAUGUCGUAAAAGUGCAGGAGAAGAAUGGACACCGGUCUGGACAGACUUUGCUCUGGGGCACUUACGACAUUAGCUACGUGGCCUACGAUCAGGCUGGAAAUUCGGCUAGUUGCAAUUUCAAGGUUUACGUGCUGUGUAAGUAAAUCU